ACUUCCGUUUCCAAUUUCGACCGGGAAAGCGCUCCCCCGCCCCGCUCCCUCCAUACAUAUGCAGAUGAACGGCUGGUAUGUGUUUUUAUGCGCGCGGAUAUUUAACACUUUACUGACGCCACAUAUCUAUGCCCCCCUCAGCACGUAGCGCGAAGACGGUAAUCACUCUUGAUCGCCUGUCAGUUAGAGGGAUUUCUCCUUAACAGGAUACCGGUGACAGACCUGGAAGGUAAGAAAUUCGACUUAUUUUAACCAGCUGCACGCAUAUGUCUCACAUGUCUCUUAUCGCGUAAACUGAGCGAUAUUAAUUAUGCUGAUAUUAACAGGAAGUUUGUGCUUAUUUUACUUUGUGCCUAUUCGCUGUUGCCUUUAUUAGUAGCCUAAGUGAGCGUGAGUGGUCAACGUGCCAAGACACCGCCCUGUCUUUGAAGGUACCCUUAACAAAAAGAAAUAUCUUUACGUUCAUUUUAUUAAAUAUGCUUGAGUAUAAGUUUAUCAAGUAUACUGCCGACCAUGGACUCUUAGUAAACUACAAAGUAUACUAAUUUAACACAUCUUCGGACGAAAUUGUAACAUUGAUAAAUGUGGUGAGGACUACAACAUCUAUCAUAGCAAGAAGUUGUGAUGGAUGUUUUAUUUCUUCUUAAGACAAUUCAGUGAGACGAUGAAUAACAUGAAGAAAUAAAGGUCAAGAACAGGGUUAGUUCUGUAAUUUUUUUUCACAAGCAGUAAACCUUACUCAACUUAAGUGAGUACGGUAAAAAAUAGUGCAUAAAAAUACAGCCGUGCACACCACACACAAACAUACAUUAAUGCUCAAGGAAUUGCAAUUUAAGUUAUGUUAAAUAUUAUCUCAGGGGAUGAAAGGGAGCAAACAUAUAUUUAAAGCUUAUCUUAUUGUUUAAAUUUACUGGACUUUUUCCUACUUAGUAAUAUUAUGUUAAGUGUGCCAGAGUGUAGGAUGUGUUCAUGUUUAACUGGCACACAAAGACACACACCCACCCUCACUCACUCACCCACACAUACACACACAACCGCACACAGAGUGAGAGUCUUAGAUAUAGUGUUAGAGUAAUAUCCACAAAGGUGUUUUUCCUCAAGUUGCCCUGCUCUUGAUUUUUCCUUCUGUGGGAAGCUUAAAGUUUUCUCCUGUAUUAACCUCGCCAGGAUAGCAUGGCUCAAGCAUGUGGGUGUCUGGGUUCACUGACACUGUGCAGUGUGAUGAUGACGAUGAUGAUGAUAUUCUGGAAAAAACAGAAUAACAGUGUUACCAUCCGGAUGCAAAUUCAAAUCCCUCUCGCCAACCGUUACACCAACGUGAUCUCAGGAACAACAUGUUUAAACCAUUACAGCGUCACUUCCUUUGUUUUAACAAACAGGCGCAGCUAAAACUUGUCCAAAAGAUAGUUCAUUUUUAUCAUUGAAUUCUAAAAGCCAAACUUGUGUGUAUUUUGAAGAUUCAUCAUAAACAAAGUGAAGCAUUUCUAGACUUUUUUUUUGUUUGGGCCUUUUAUGAUUUAAGCUUACAGCUCACAAAAAUCAAUGUUAACUCUUGUUGUUUUUAUUUCUGUCCAGGACUUCCUGAUGGCUACCAACAGCUUCACCCCUGCACAUUUUUGUUCUGUAGUUAAGAAUACGUUCUACUUCAACGGUAAAAUUAUUUCACACAGCUUUUAUAAAACUUUAUUUACUACACAAGGACUUAUAGCUAUUUUCCUAUAAUGUUUUUGUAUGAAGACUAAUGUCACUUCCUCUCCUCUGCUCCUUGUUGACAGUGGGUGAAACAGGUAAAUCAUUAAUUGCUUAUUACUCGUCAUACUGCUUUUGAAAACACUUUACAGCCCUGACUGUCUAUUACAAAAUGUUAUUGCCCCAGUUUCACGUGUUCCUCAUUCAUCUUUCUAUCUACAGAAGAGUAUGAGUAUGAGAAUUAUAAGUGUGUGACAGUAUUGGGCUCACAGGUUUUUUUUUCUGCUCUUUAGAGACUGAUCUGGCUUCAGAUUCCUUUAUGAUGGCUAAUAAUUUCCGUCAAUGUUGGAUCCAAUGCAAGAGCAACAAAUUCCUGCUUUUAAAUGAUGACAGACAGUUCCAAGAAGAAGUCCUCUCAAUUGACCAGCUGCAAACUCAGCCUGGUAAGAUUUUAAGUCAUUCAGCAUUGUGAUGUAAUUACUAGAACAUACAAGUACAUUUCAUCUUUAAUAUGGGGAUAGAUUUGUCAUUACCUGUGUGCAUGUGAGCAUGCCAGUUCGUAAAAUCUCCCCGAAUUUUUGGACUUCAUCAUUUCAAGUCAUUCCGUUUUAGUCACUGAAACCGGAAAACAUGUGAAACAAAAGGUUGAUUUAUGUAUGAGAGCUCACAACACUAAGACUCUACAUGCACAACAUAAACGUAUAAAAGUUUUAAUGAUAAAGCCUAACAAACAUUUUUAUGUGUUCACAAAGCGUGCAUGAUGUUGUUCACGCAUGUGAGCAAAUAAUAAUUCAAAAAGUUAAUUAUCGGUAGAGACCUGUGAAAAAGGCGAUGCAUUGACGAUGUCCACACAAUCAUAGCCUAAACAUGUUGACUGUACAGAAGUAUUUCCGAGUGUUGGAAACAGAGGGUUGCAUUACUAAACAUCAUUUAUCAUCUACGAUAAUCAUAUCAUGGAAUCAAAUACUAUUUGGUUUUAAGAGAAAGAGACUGUCACAGUAAGAGUAACUGAUAAAUUCUGAUACACAUGGAACUGCGUUUUUUUUUACAAUAUAUCAAGUACGGGCUGAUAUGAGUCUGAAAACAUGAUGUCGCUCAGAUGAGCCCUCAGUACUUUAAAAAAAAGACAGAAAGCUUAAAUACUAGAAUCAAUGAGUAAGUGAAUACAUCACAAAUAAAUAAGAAAUCAAACAAAAUAGGUGGCAUAAAGACAAAGGUGAUAACUAAAAAUGAAGUAAACUGCAACUAAAUUAUAUAGCAAAUUAGGACCAAAAUUUAUAAACUUGAAGGAAGAUUUGUGAUUACAGGCUUCAUCUGGUGCUGGCACUGUAAAAUAAUGACACAGCAGACUUCUGGUUUCUGUCCAACCAUCUGUAAAUGUUGAAAUAUCAAAAAAUACAAAGUAAAAAGUCAUGUAUGAUUCCUUCAUCUUAUUUAUAAGGUGGUCCAGGGCAAUAACAUGUUUUGGUUACAUUUUAAUAUUCAUUUAUAAAAUGGAAAACAAUAUUGGUCGUGCUUUCGAUUUCAAAACAUGACUGAUACUAAUGUCAGAAACAAACAUUCAUCACAAAACCCUUUGCAGUAAAGCAGAAUUUACACAAAAUUUUUUCCAGCAACUGUUUUCAGAUUCAAUUGUUGUCAUUUCAAGAAGAGAUUGUUGAAUCUGAAUCAUUAGUAGAGCUUUGGGGAACCGCCCUGAGACAGUUGGUAAAUGCAACAACAUGUGUUGGGGAAAAACCAACAUCAUGACACAUUUGCAUGUUACAGAGAUGGGCUAUGAAAUACCCGGUCCUCAAUGUGGGAAUGAAGUACUCAAAUGAGCACAGAUGAUGUAAGAGGGGUGGUUAGCUCGCCCUAUCAGCAUCAACUCAACCAUUAAGGGAUAUUCCGGCGUAAAAUUAAUCUAGGGUCAAACACACCGUAACACAGAGUUGGACAUCCCCAUGAGAGAUGAAUGUUGCCGACCGCUAGCUUCUCUAGCUAUACCAACUACAGUAACGACCGCAGGAUAGCAAUACACAGCGGUCUGAGGAGCCAUAAACAAACCUCAACCAAAACACCACUCUACGGCCACAAAUAAUGCUCAGAACAGCACCUAACUUCAUCAACAGUACAUAUAGGGUCCCAGCCAUAGUACAAGCCACAAAACAUCAUUUUAACUUUGCCUAAUUUCUUUAGCAAAGAGACUAAACACAACUCACCAGUCCAUUACGGACUGCUGUGGGGUGACACAACUCAAGGAAGAACAUUUAUGAUCAUUUCUUCAUGGAAAUGCAAUCAGACCAAGCGCUAAGGCAGAAGAACUACCGCGUCUGCAGUGCAAAAUAAUUACUAUGGUGAUUAUUACUUCAAGGAAAUGAUAAAGAAAUGAUCAUAAAUGUUCUUCCUUGAGCUGUGUCCCCCCACAGCAGUCCAUAAUGGACUGUCCUGAGGUCUCGCUACAAACAAGUGGCUGCUGGAAGAGAGUAGGUGAGUUGUGUUUAGUCUCUUUGCUAAAAAAAUCAGGCAAAGUUCAAAUGAUGUUUGGUGGCUAGUGCUAUAGCUUCGACCCUAUAUGUAUGUUGAUGAAGUUAGGUGCUGUUCUGAGCAUUAUUUGUGGCUAUAGAGUGGCGUUUUGGUUUGAGGUUUGUUUAUGGCUCCUCAGACCGCUGUGUAUUGCUAUCGUGCAGUUGUUACUUAAGUUGGUAUAACUAGAGAAGUAAGCAGUCGGCAACAUUCAUCUCCAGAGGGGAUGUCUAACUCGGUGUUACGGUGUGUUUGACCCCAGAUUAAUUUUACGCUGGAAUAUCUCUUUAAGUUUGAUGUGUAAAAAAAUCAUCCUUGUGUUUUAUCAAAGAUAGGACUAAGUCAGAUUCUUUCCUUCAGAGUGAAGCAAUGAUGCUGUAGUGCCGCCUGCUGCCCAAAUUGUGCCAAGUUAGUCAUGGUCUCGCAGGCAUCUUUUCUCCACCAAAUUUGGUUGAUGCAACACUUUUUAAAUCAACAGAGUGAUAAGAAAUGAUACCAACUUUUCUGCAACACCACUGUUAGUGGGUUCAGUGUAGACAAAUACAAAUAUUAAGGAAGUUUAGGUGUCAGAGUCUUGACAGAUGCAGAGAGGUUUAAAAGAGGUAAGCAUGAAAGGAAGGAUUGUGACGCUCCACCCUAAGGCAGUCCCAAGGGGCUAACUACUCCCACGAUGACCUAUUAAAAGCAACAGAAAAAAACCUUAAAACUUGGCCAUGGGAUUUAUUACAACAAACGCACAAAGAAUGAAUACUUUUAAAGAAGUCGGGGUGUGAGUUGGAUUGAUACAUCUUGUUGGAAAAGAUCAGAGUACAUGUUUGUAAGUUACCUCUGUCAAUCUGCCACAGGCGGCAUUUAACUCCAACUUUCCUUUUAGAGUGCAAAUUUCACAUCCAGUAUUACAACGACUCCAGCCUGAUACGAAAACAGGGGAGGGCCGUCAUGCUGUAUGUCCUCAAAGAUGGAGAGAAGAUGAUGGCCUGCUGCAGCGAGAAGCAUGAUGUGUAUUCUGAGGCUCUGGUGAGUAAGAAGAAAUGCCUUACAGCUGCUGAGACUUGUGACGUCUCUAAGUGCUCCUGCUAGACCUUUUCUGCUUAACCUGUCAACUGUCAAGCAAUGAGACACAGGCAAUAAUAGCUCAUUCAUUUUCAACAGGACCUACCAAAAGAAAUAAAAGAAAAUACACAUAAAGCCGUGUUCUACAUGAAGAGGCUGCCAUCAACUAGUGACAAGCACAUAUUUGAGUCGACUCUGUUUCCAUCCUGGUUCUUGGCAUUGGAGUCUGAUGGAAAUGACUCUUCUCUGCACAAACUGGUCCUUAGUCAUGAUGGGAUGGAUGAGAGUUGUGAGUUUUCCUUUUCCCAAUAAUGAUUUCAUAAUACCGUCUUUCAUUAUUUUAGAGCAGUUUCCUACCAGAGGACUCUUGAAAGCGUCAUCACUGUACUCUACAUGCAAAAAAUCCCUACUUAGUACAUGUCAGAAGCUGAAUAAGAGGCUUCUGACAUGUAGAAGUUAUAGGUCUGUAUUUGCAGAAAAAUGACUAAAAAUUAAAUGUUCCUGACCUGCAUGCAAAAUGUACUUUUAUUAGCAACAUUUCUCACAUGAACUUUAAUCAGGCGACAGUUUGUAAGAAAGGAGACACAGAAAGGAGACACAAAGUGGUCAUGAAAAAAUAUACAUACAGUAAAUAUGAAACUGACACUAGACAUGAUUUAAGUAAUUUACCCUGCUUUGUGAAGUGUUUGCAGUCACAGAUAGCAGACUUCAGUCACAUUGCAAAAGAUUCGAUCCAAAGUGGCUCAAUUAAUUCUGAUUAAAGAAGAUUGGAUUCAAUUCGACUUGUGCUGUUUACACUGCCAUAAAAAGAUCAGAUAUGAUCACAGGUUGGGUCUUUUUUGACUGUACCCUAAUUAGAUAUGUUAAUUUGACUGGCUUAGUUCAAGGGAAACUUCUUAUAAGAAACUUCCAUGCUGUCAUGCUCUGUUGUACAAGUGUUGUUUUCUACAUGAAUCAUGUUAUCCUGCUUCAACACCCUCACUCUCUCAUAAUGAAGAUGGAAAAAAAAAGCUGGUUCUGGCAGUUAAUUCGUGUCAGAGUUUUCUGACAGUCAGAACAAACAAAUGGAAGUCGUCAGCCUUUAUGUAGACAGCUUCGAAGAUUACAAAGAGACACCAGUAUCAUUUCAGUCUGUUUCAGAGCAAGCUAAACUCUCCUCUUAGGUGAUUAUAAACUCAAUUCCACCAGGUCUGUUCUGAUCAAUACCACUGAAUACUCAUUACUGAACCUCUCCGUUUCUUUGUGUCUGGCUAACCUAAAAGUUCUCAGUACAUACAAGAUUGUUCAUUGUCACUUAAUGAAGCAUAUUCAUUAUGAUAAUGUAAGAUGUUGAUUAUUGAGAUAAUGAUUAAAUGAAGAGAUCUUUUAUGUAUGUACACCAGAUUUUAAAACUCAUUUUAAAAUAUAUAAUCAUUUCCGUGUAUGUAUUAAGCUAUACAUUUCUUUGGGUGUCUUUUUUUUAUAUAUAUAUUGUUUAAAAUCAUUAUUCAGACUUUCCGUUUUUUUUAUAGUCGUGUUACAAUUUUAUCAAAGUACUUUGAAAACCUUCUUUUUUUUAACCAUGUAUCUUUUGUACUUUUCUGUAUUAUGUUUGGCAAUAAAAUUCAAAAAGUGAAAAAAAUCAGUAAAGCCAACUUUAUUCUACCGAGGCAGGAACAGAACAUCUUUCCAGAUCUCAUUUUGUGCGUAUAAUCUGAGGAGACACAAUUGAACAGAUAUUACAGUGAUAACUGAUGCAGAGGAAAGCAAACGACAAAAUGACAACAGGUAGAAUUUUAAAUCAACCUGCAACACUCAUACUUGCCCUCAUCAUUAGCUGCAUGCAAGGAUUGUGUGAAGUAGCUAUGCCAGAUGAAUAUUCCACUAAAGCAUGGCAGCAUCAGAAGCCAUAUAUUCGUCUUUUAAGCACAAAGACUGCACAUUAAGUUUGUGUUUAUCAAUGAAACUUUUGUAAACUUGAGAAAAACUUACAGAAAUUUCUAAGUUUCAAACCAAAUGUGCAUUUUUGUUUAAAUAAGCAGUUUGCACUCUCACAGUGGAAGCAGUUUGUAGGUCAAAUAUGAUGUACAGCAUGACCCAGUUUGUCACACACCUUUAUUUCACUGUUGUGAGUGUGGUUAUCGAGCACAGGGUGGUAUUUUGCCGCAGACCCUGCUCUAGUAUACACAGUUUCCUGUUAGACUCCUAUAGCUGGUGUGUGUACACGAUGACUCACAUAUGAUUCACUAUGACUUAGUCUACAGCAGAGCAGGCAGAUUUCUAUAUGGAUUUCGAAGGUGAAAAGAAAGGAUCAUUGCAUGUCCCACUCUAAUAAAUAUGUACUGUUUUACACUGGACUGAAAAAUGACCCUAAAAAAGAAUAACACUCAACUGAAGACUGUCUUGUUUUAUCCAAGAGUGCAAGGGUUUCUCCUGAGUUUUAAACCAGCUUUAUUCAAACAUUACUGAUGCAUUACUCGCUUUAAUUUCCAACAAUCGGUUCUUCUUUGCUCUUAAACUGAAGCUUUUGGAGGCAGCUGUAGUUUUUCGAAUCGACUUUGUAAACUACUGGUGUAAUCUCAAGUACUGUACUCACCAACAGCCAAUAACAAAUUUGCGGAAAUAUUCCUCACAAUAUUUGAGCUGCCAGAUAGAGCUGAAAUUCAUUUGGCGACCCUCAAGAAUAAAAACAAACACAAAUAUUUAGAUAUCGACACAAGUCAAGAUCACAUUUCCUGUUUUUAAUUAUCCUCUGGAAGCAUUUUUCAGUCAAAUGUGACACAACACAGAUAAGACAGUGGUCAAAGUGGGAGUCUAUUACACGAGAAUGUUGGCACUAAUAACAUUGAUUUGUGCAAUGACCCUUUUUAAAUGAACUGCUGAUUAAACAGGUCAGUCCAUGCACAUGUUCCACUCUGAACACCUGCCGCUCUGCACAAACCCCAAACCACAACUGACGUCCAACUUUUAUAACACUUCAGUCAGUGUUUGCACCCGUCAGUCUUUAAGUAGAAACCUUCAUGUUAUGGGUAACGACAACAAACCGAAGUGACCUCCGAAGUGCCUUAUUUUCUAUGUGGGUUAGUGUGUUCAAAUAAAAAACUGCUCUACUCUGCGGUGCGGUGCCGUCCCGUUCUUCCUCAUGGGUUUAAGAGCAAAAGAUAGUAUGUACAUGUUGUGAAUCAAAACAUUAAACAAAUCUGCGACAAGAAAACAAUAAAUUAGCUGUCAGGUGACUUCUUUCAAAGAAGCUGAAGCUGUUUUGUCGAAAACAUGGAUUUCCCCUGCAAAUAUGUUUAUCUGUUUGUAGAAUUGGUCAGAAAUGUCUAAAUGAAUGGACGAGCUAAGGAACAGAAUUAAAGAGGAAACAAAGCUUGAACUGAGUGGAGUCUGAACCCACACAGAAGCUGAUCUCCUCUGUGAUUGUAGAAAAAUGGACGCUUGUUUCUGAACAUGUCUUAACUAGACUGAGAAGGAAUUUACCACAUAGACAUGCCUAAAUUGGUUGACAUUAAUUACACUCUUGUGAAUCGCUUGUAAUAUUGUCAAAAUGAUAUAUUUAUAAGAAUUUACAUAGAACACCUUGAAUUUUUACAAUCAGCCAGGACCAGACCACUUCUGUCCCAGUUGUCUAGGUCCUCCCAACUUUUCCCAGUCCACAGUUAAGUUUAUUUGCUCCACAGCAGGGCAAUGGCUUUGCAGAUGCCCACGUCGUUGUAGUUGAAGUAGCAAAGACCGGCGAAGGUGAUGGUGGAGACGAGGAAGAGGCUCCUGUUUGCCAUCUUGAUCUUUUUGUCCCCGUGGACGUAAUCUGUUAGCACUUGCCCGAUACCCCUGAGAGACAAGAAAAACAAGGAAUCAAAUCAAAGCAUCUGAAGCAACCGUAUCAAAUCAGUACAAGUAGCAGAACACCAUCACUUUGGAAGGUGUUUAUGAUGAGCUUUGUUCAAUGCUUCAACAUGGUGAAACAUCAUUGAUCAAAUAAUUUUGUGAAACUUUACAGUCAUCUGUAAGACUUUUAGGUGCCUGUACAUAAGAGCCUAUGAUGCAUAAUCAGCGUACUAUGCAGGAUUUGGGUUUCUAUUCGCUUUACUGGCGCCAUGUUCAUCAAGUGUGCAUUCAGCUCCAACAUUCCCAAGAAAAAUAAAAUCCCAUUAAGUAGACUUCAUUUAUCCAAAGUACCAGCUGAGGGGAGGAAGCUGUCCAAACGACUCAUGCUCCAACUGUAGGCUGUGCCGACGCCAAACCACACUGGAGAAUUCACCUAAGUGGUUUUGGCCGGACGGGACACGGCUUGACCCUUUGAGAUUCAUACCUGCUCUGAGAGCUGUUGCUUAACCAGACUUAUCUCUACCCAUGACUGGGAUUUGUGGCCUACACCUGCCAUGAUGUUCAGUCUACGCUCUGACUGAUGGGAGGACACGCCGCCGUGACGCUAAGCUAAAGCCACCCUCUGAAGUCUGCAAACAGAGCCAGAACUGACCGGGCCUGAUUGAAUAUCUGCUGACAGCGAUGGCGAGAUGACUUAGAUUACCCCCCCCCCCCCCCCUCACACACACACACACUGAACCACCAUGUCUCAAAGUUUGCCUUUUGUCUCAUCAGGGUCAGUGAACAAACUAAAUCUUUGUGCUGGGGGAGAGGAGCCUGGCUGGGACGCAUGCUUCACUGUCAUUUAUCUGAUCUCAGGUCCUAUCAGCUCUCAUAUUCAGACAAUAUAUACCUCUGGGAACGAUGACCUCCCUGUGUGUGAUAAACUACUGCCAGCCAAGGUUACUUUUUACGUGCUCUGUUCUGUUUAUAGCCCAGUCAGCAACCUGAGAAGGGACUGUGUGUGUUUAGAUCGAAAACAAAUCCACCCAUACAUACAUGUCUGCAAAAUAAAUGCCGUCACCUUUUGAUUCAUGGAAAACCCCCACAGACGCCCCUGUGCAGUCAUUUCUGGUGGGCCUUGGUCUCCCAGAAUUACACAGAGGUUUCACUCUGUGUUUUCAAAAUAAAGAAUUCAAAUUUGUCAGGUCUGUACCCUAGUGGAGAUGAAAUAACUUACAAUAUGAGUUUGAUGAAUGGAGGUCAAACUGAUCAUUUCUGAUGCAUUCCAUGAAGUUAGGAAAUCUUAAAGGGGACCUGCCACCAAAAUUUCAUACCCAUUUUUAUCAUUUUUUCAUAAUCCUUGAUGUCCUCUGAUCAUGUUUGCAACAUAAUUUUAUCUGAAAAGUUAUUUGAUGGUUUGUUUUAGUAUGCCUAAAAAACCUUACAGGAAAACCAACUGGUUUUAGCUCAUUAACAUUUAUGGUAAUGAGCUUUGCUCUGAUUGGAUCGCUGCUGUGAAGCCUGCUGUGCUCUGAUUGGCUCAGCAGUGGAGGUUCGGAUUUCGGUUUAUCCAUUGUUAUUAUGCUAAUGCUAAUAGCAUACGCUAAUGUGUGCUAAAGUAAGGUGCCCAGAAUGUCUGUAAUAAUAUCCGGGGAUAUUCGGUGCGGCGGUGCAGGGGCUGUGUGAUCACAGACAAAGUCUCGGUACUAUUUAGUAGCAGCGCAUGCCCCUUGUAAUAACCCCCGUAAGACCUGUUGUUCAGGACUGCUAACUUGUGCUUCCUACCUAUUCGGCUACUGUAAUAACCGUUGUUCGAGCCCACACGCAACAUUUUUGCUCUCAUUCAUGAAACGCUUAAAUCGGGGACAUUUUCGGCGACAGCUUUUGGCGGGGACAGGUCAUCCAAUACGGGGACUGUCCCCGGAAAUCGGGGACGUCUGGUCACCUUAUGCUAAAUGCUAAAAACGGCAGGUAUUAAACCAUAUAUUUUAGACCCCGAGUCCGAAGAGGAGGUGGAAGUUGAGGAAGAAGCCGGAGAUCUCCAGCGGUGUUUUCUCAUUCAUUCUGCCCAGCUUUAAAUUCAUUUUCCCGGCAGUGAACCGAAGGAAACACCGGUCGUUUGGAAGAGACCCAUAGCGUAUACAGUGGUAGCUGGGUCUCGCUCUGGCUGUGACUGAGUACGGGAACGAGAGAGUGGGCGCGGCUCACCGAGGACGCGGUCGUGAAUUAUAAUGAGCAACGUCAACGCAA
This is a messenger RNA of Xyrichtys novacula (pearly razorfish), 11289 nucleotides long. The record is from the annotation of a GenBank genome assembly. Lineage: Eukaryota; Metazoa; Chordata; Actinopteri; Labriformes; Labridae.